CGCCAUUAACGUUUUGCCGAGAAUUAACGGGAUUUUGUUCAACUACAUCAGCGGGUAAAUGUCAAAACAGAGAAAAAAAAUGACAGUCUUACUAUUUUCACCUUAUACCGUCGUAAAGAGGUACUUGUGUUGUGGGGAUGGCAUCAGGCAGUGGGAUGGUGGGACCAGGUGGGCAGCAGCUGGUCCAGAUGGCAGUGACGGGACUAAUGGACACCACACCAGAGGACAAUCUUGACUCCAGCUCAGACCAUGAUGAAUCCGACAAGUAUGAGCCCCAGCUCAAACAGAGAAGAGUUGAUGUGGACUUCGAUGUUCACGGUGAUGCUUCAGUGAAGCAAAUCCUGUUCAACAUCAACAAGGCAAUCUGUAUGCGACUGGACAACAUAGAAUCAUGCUUGAAUGGGUUAUCUAAUCGACAGAGAGAGAUUGAGCAGAAAGUGGACACCAUCUGCAGUAUAAUGAAGCAGAACAGCGCUGGUGGCCAGAGCAACUCUCUGAAGAAAGGAGCAUUUGUGGUUGGUCUCCCCCAGCAGAAUGGGAAAGGAUCUGGGGAAGGAUCAGAGAGCGGUGAUGGUAACGGCCCUCUUGGUUCUAUAGAUAGUAUAGCAGGACUUGGACCCAACGUGACCCUCAUCACCUUGAACAGCGAAGAGGACUAUCCAUAUGGCUCAUGGAUGGGAGAUGAGAAUAAUGUGGAAAUGAGAGUCCGCUGUCCCAUCACUCCAAGUGACCUCCUACACAUUCACUCCAACUGUCGGACCCCAGAGAAGAUGGCCCUCACCCUGCUGGACUACUUGUUUGACCGGGAAACUCAGGCCAUGUCAAACCUCUCUGGCCAGGGAAAACACGGCAAGAAACAGUUAGACCCUCUCAUGAUCUACGGAAUCAGAUGUCACCUGAUAACAAAAUUCAACAUAUCUGAAAAUGACUGGCACCGUAUAAAACAAAAUGUAGACUCCAAAUGUCGAACAGCAUUCCGGCGUAGACAGCGAGGGAUGCCCUUAACUGUGAAGGCUUUUAGGGGCAAGUCUUUCAACAACAGCUACUCUCUAAUGGGAGGUGAGAUGUUGGGGUCAGAUGAUGACUCCAUGAACCAUGAAGAUUCCCUACAUAUAAGUCAGAACCAGGACGUGUAUCUCCAAGGAGACUUGGAUGGGACAGGUCUGGUGACGGGGGAGGGGCUCCAUGGGGAGGUCCAGAUUCUGCACGCCACCCCGGAGCAGAUCUCCCAGCUCCAGCAUGCACACCACAUACAGAUCCUCCAGGGAGACCAGGUCAUACAAGUGCCUGUACCGUCGAACAUCCAGUCAUUGUCUGCGUCUGACCUACCAGAGGGUCUUCAAGUGGCUGUAUCGGCUGUGUCUCUCCCCGGAAUCAUGUCUGAGACCUCCCCCAUCAUUCAACUAGCAGACACCCACAACACAAGCCAUGCUGACUCAUGACAUACGGCACACCUAGGAUUCUAGGGAUUUAUAAGACUUAGUGACAAACACUUUGGUUUUGAAGUGACUGGCCAGCAGUGGUAAAGUGCUCGCAACCAAUUGGAUUUUAUGUUUCAAGACCCUCCAGGGGUUCUGUGUAUUGAGGCCCACAUAGGAUUACCUACAUGUUUUGAGGCCAACCAGUGGUUUCGUGGAUUGAGGCCCACAUGGUGUUACCUACAUGUUUUGAGGCCCACCAGGGGUUUCAUGGAUUGAGGCCCACUAAGGGUUCUAUGUUUUGAUCCAACCAGGGGUAAAAAAAAUUGUUGCCCAUCAAAAUGGGUAUGAGGAGGAAAUAAAUGUUGAGUGUGAUACCAAACAAUAGAUUUGCCAGAUCCAAAGUUUUACAAGAUUGUCAUUGAUAUUUUUGUGAAAUAACUAAAUAGAAGCCUUUAACCAAGUCAACAAAAUGUUGGCCUUUAAGUAACUGUUCUAAACGCGUGAUACUUUGAAAAGAUAAUGUCAUUGUAUUUCUGCAGAUUUUUCUCUGUUCUCAACUUGAGAAAGUCAACAUUAAGACACGUUACAGUGUUUAAAUAUGUAGGAUGUCUGUAAGAAAUGCAUGGUUUUGAUAAUCAGAUUGUGAUACAUUAUUUCACACUAUUUAAUUGAUUAUUAUUUUAUGUCAGAGAGAAUAAAUGUUGCCUGACAGGUUUUACUGUUAGAUAUGAAAUUCUAUUGUAUGUUUUUUUGUGAUUUAUAGAGAUUUAUUAGUGAAAUAAAAAUGAAAUUCCA
Molecule: messenger RNA, 2216 nt
Organism: Mya arenaria
Lineage: Eukaryota; Metazoa; Mollusca; Bivalvia; Myida; Myidae
Product: protein BANP-like
Exons: 11
Coding region: 138-1442 (434 amino acids)
Biological process (GO): negative regulation of protein catabolic process; protein localization to nucleus
Molecular function (GO): DNA binding
Source: RefSeq, a predicted model, not a curated record